CUCGAGUGCUAUGUUGCGGUGUGCAUGCGUGUGCAGUUCAGGCGAGGACGACGACCUGGUUGAUGUAGGCAGGAGGCCGACCUCCCAUGCCCCACCUUCCCCAUCAAACUAUGCAACCUUUCGCGAUGACAAGAAACCAGCAGAAGUAUUCAGAAGAGCUCCAACAACGUCGUCGCAGCGUCCCACACACAAGGAAACGAUGGACUCACCAACGAUAAAGGAAUACAGGCAGCACAUGGUGUCCACGACGCUUGCAUCAGAGUGGCAGGAAAUGCGAAGUCGCGAAGUUGGUCAUGCUACAGCGUCUCCUGUCUUCCUGAAGAAACCAGACCCCACGCACAAGCGAAGCCCUUCCAAGUCGCGGAGCGUGAGCCCCGCCACGAAACCAGGGAAUCUUCGUGACGUUCGCCAGGUGGAGACGCUAUGUCGAACGGAAUCACCGACAGAAGUAGUGGCAAAUGAUCCCGAUCCCCAUUCCAUUGUGCACAUUCAGGUGCCACCCGGCCCGACGGGACUCGUCCUUCGACCAAAUUCGUCUGCUCCUGUUGUCGUAGCUGGUUUUGAACCAGUGUACACGUCGCAAUUCCCAUCAGGUGGCCCAGGUCCCAUCGAAUCAAGUGACGAAGAUGUCGGUCCUGGAGCGCUUUUGGUUGCAAUCGACAAGACAUCGCUUCUGGAAGCGAGUAUGGCCGACGUCGUGGCACUCAUGGCAGCGACAGAAGGCAACCCGCGGCGAGAAUUUGUAUUUCAAACGUAUACAUCCGAGCUGUAAGCGAUUCCUGUUACGGGAAAACGUCUCGAUGGGUUUCACGUGGCGCUCCUGACCAGGGAGAUUCGAAUGAUGCCGUGUAUUGGUGGUGGAAAACCAACCCAGAGGGACUCCCUGCGACAUACAUCUCUAUCUCCUUGUUCUAUUCAACCUACUCGCCCUUUUUCUUGUCCGA
Messenger RNA from Aphanomyces invadans, 944 nucleotides. RefSeq lists its product as hypothetical. The record is from RefSeq and is a predicted model, not a curated record. The coding region runs from base 11 to 772 and encodes 253 amino acids. The transcript has a single exon. Lineage: Eukaryota; Oomycota; Saprolegniomycetes; Saprolegniales; Verrucalvaceae.